This is a messenger RNA of Rotaria sp. Silwood2, 1119 nucleotides long. The record is from the annotation of a GenBank genome assembly. Lineage: Eukaryota; Metazoa; Rotifera; Eurotatoria; Philodinida; Philodinidae.
AUGCAAUUUGAAGUAUCCGUUGCACUGAAUUUUCUUAUUGCCUAUCUUUAUAAUAAAUUACCACGUCGUCGAGUAAAUAUGCUUGGCGAACAAAUGCUCGAACAUUUACGUAUCAAAUUUCAAGGUCACUGGUAUCCGGAAAGACCGACAAAAGGUUCAGCAUAUAGAUCGAUACGUAUCAGUAAAGAAAAAGUUGAUAAAGUUCUUGUUAAUGCUGCAAAUGAUGUUGGUUUGGAUUUACAAGAAAUACUUGAUACAUUACCAAAUGAUCUUACUAUUUGGAUUGAUCCAGGCGAAGUAUCAUAUCGUAUUGGUGAGAAAGGACCAGUUAAAAUUUUAUAUGAAGAUGAACGACGUUUACUUCGAAAAAAUACUAAUAAAGAUAGUCUUAACAGUGAAUCGUCAAGUGAUAGUGAAGAACGUGAAGGACCAUCAUCCCAUCAAGAUUCUGAUGUUCCUAUCCGUCCGUUUAAUCCCGAUGCACAAAUAUUUCAGCCAAUACCUGAUAAUUUUGAUACAAUAUCUCUUCUUUCAAAUUCUAUAAAUAGUCUUAUAAGUUUAUCACCAACAUCAUCAAAUAAUACAAAUUUAAAUUCAUCAAGUGGUUCAUCAUCAUCAGUUGUUGGUACAAAUACAACUGUAUCAUCAUGGACAUCAAAUGAACAUGCAUUAAUACCAACAUUAUCAUCACCAACAGUUACUAAUAAUUCAAAUACUGCUUUUUUAAAUAAAACAGUAUCAACACCUGUUUUUUCACCACAAACAUUUGCUCAAACGAAAUUUGGUUCAUUGAAAUCUAAACAUGCAGGACGACGAAAUCAAUCAAAAAUGUUACCAAGUGAAUUUUCUGCUUAUAUCAAACAAAAAGAACAAAUACAACAAUCAAGAAUAUUGCAAAUGCCAUUUGUUGAUAAUAAUAAUACAUUUAUUCCAUCGUCAUCAUCAGCUGUAAUUCGACCACCGAAUUAUAGAAAUUAUUAUAAUCCACAUGUAACACAUUCACAAUUUAAUUCAUCAAUAUUUAAUAAUGAUUCACCAUUAAGACCAAAUACAUUACCAUUAAUAAAUGGACAGUCAUCAAUUUACAUUGAACAACAAAUGACCAGUUCAACAUCUUAA